AUGUUUAAAUUAGUAAUUUUGGUGUCUGCAGUUACAUGUGCUCUUGCCGCAGUUGUUCCGGAAAGUCUUUCACCACAUAUCGAUGGACGAAUAGUUGGUGGCAAUGAAGGGAAUAUCAAUCAAUUUCCUUAUUUAGUUUCUAUACAAAGAAAUGGUCAACAUAUUUGUGGAGGUUCCAUUUAUAACAAUUAUAUUAUUGUGACCGCGGCUCAUUGUGUGCAAAAAAUACCAACCAAUGAGUUAAAAGUUAGAGCUGGUUCUUCGACAUGGAAUUCAGGUGGUACAUUAUUGAAUGUUGCUGCAUAUCGAAGUCAUGAAGGCUAUAAUCCCACUACAAUGGAGAAUGAUGUAGCAGUUGUACGUUUACUAACUAUGUUGUAUUAUUCUACUAGCAUAGGCACAAUUAAUUUAGGAACUUGGCUUCCUUCAAAUGGAGCUUCAGCAGUUGUUGUCGGUUGGGGUACAAAAACUUAUAAUGGUGUCAUUUCCGAUACUCUACAAUAUAUUAAUGUUAAUAUCAUAAGUGCAGCACAAUGUGCUUCAAGUACCUAUAGAUAUGGUUCAAGUAUAAAAUCAGAUAUGAUUUGUGCAUCUGCUACAGGCAAGGAUGCUUGUCAAAAGGAUUCUGGUGGUCCAUUAGUUUCUGGUGGUUAUUUGACUGGCAUUGUUUCUUGGGGUUAUGGAUGUGCUUAUGAAGGUUAUCCUGGUGUGUACGUGGAAGUAUCACUAUUUCGUGAAUGGAUUAUUAAUAAUGCUAAAACUGUUUAAUACUGUUUUUAUAUUGUUUUUAAAAACCAAAAUAAAUAUUUAUUAAUAAUGUAAAAGUAUUUGUAUGCUUUG
This is a messenger RNA of Teleopsis dalmanni, 840 nucleotides long. RefSeq names its product trypsin alpha-like. NCBI's taxonomy places the organism in Eukaryota, Metazoa, Arthropoda, Insecta, Diptera, Diopsidae. Bases 1 to 768 code for a protein of 255 amino acids. The record is from RefSeq and is a predicted model, not a curated record. Gene Ontology annotation, molecular function: serine-type endopeptidase activity. The transcript has a single exon. Gene Ontology annotation, biological process: proteolysis.